UGAUCUGACCCAGAUUCUGAGCGAUGAGUUUGACGCGCAGUCGCCAAUCGUUGCCGCGCGCAACCUCAAGCAAGUCCACCAAGAAUUCCAUCUCAGUCUCAACUGUUACUAUUACUACUUCCAUUGCUGCGCCUCGUGCGGCAGGUACAAGGAGACGCCCGAACAAGCUCACCGAGACCGAUCAAUCCGAGCAAUUGGGACAUUUCGCACCAGUAACCCGGUUUUCCAUCCCAGUCCCGAACGACCGCUCGUUCAAGCUGUACAGCGCAAUCGACUCGUGUGGAUUUUCACGCAUUCACCCGAACAAGUGGGUUGCGAUGGCCAAGCACGCUGAAAGUCGCUCGGAUUCGGGCGACUUGCCGGUCAUGACACGCAAGAAGAUUCGCCUCGACCGCGAUGCAGAUGAGCCGGAACUCGAUGCGCGAGACUCACGCAUGCCCGAUGGCAUUGACGGAUACUUUCAGCGCACCUUCCACCGCGGCGACGGCGUGGCGGUGGUCGUGCGCAUGUGGCAGCAAUUGGGCACUGAUGACGCUGGUGAUCCGCUUCCAAGGGUCGAGUGCCUCUGCCAUCCGCCCCUGCAUAGUGCAUCGGAUGUUGACGUGAUUGUCGGGCAGAUUGCGCGAAUGCUGCGCCUCGAUCUCGACACGCGCCCGUUUCACAAUCUCUUCCCGGCAGCGUUUCAUUUGGGAUUUGGCCGAGUGUUUCGGUCGCCCACGCUAUUUGAGGAUUUCGUCAAGACCAUCACUUCGACCAACGUGGUUUGGGGUGGCACGCGCAAGAUGAACGAGCGGCUGUGCGAAACGGCAGGCCAGCGCAUUGAACUCCCGGCAAGUUGGAAUUGGGGUGUUUUGACAACAACCGACUCGCCACUCGGUCCCGACAGUGUCAUGGUUCAGGCUGAUUCAGCGGCGGCAGCAGCAGCAGCAGCAUCAGCAGCAGCAACAACAACAACAACAACAACAGGAGCAGCAACCACACCUGCACAAUCCGACCGCAAGUCGGCCAAACGCAACGCAAAAGCGGCAAACCUCGCCGCGUCGAUAGAGUACGACCCCGCAACACCCGAAGUGGUGUACUCCUUUCCCACGCCAUUGGAAGUGCUCAACCUCGGUCUGGAAGGACUCAAGGAGCAGUGUAGGGUGGGCUACCGUGCCGAAAGCAUUCUACAGCUGGCGGAAGCGAUUGUAAACAAUCCAAGCACUCUUUCGUCCAUCGAGAAGCUCGUAAACUCAAAUGCCGACAUUGAUCUGAUUAAGAAACGCGUUCAGCAGUUUCGGGGCAUUGGACCGUACGCAUGCGCCACCAUCAUGACUUGUCUUGGGGUUUUUACGCACUUGCCGGUCGAUACCGUUUUCGUCAAGCACUUUCGGGACUUUCAUGGGUGUCGGGACAAGGAUGCCAAGCUCGUUGAAGUUGCCGGCAAGCGACACUACGAUUCCUUCCACCCGUUUCAGUAUCUGGUGUACUGGUGCGAGGUAUGGACAAGCCAUCGCAAGUCAAUGACGUACGAGCAAAUGGUGGCAUUGUCGCAGCGAGGCGUGUGAUCAAGUGUUGAAGACGAACUGGUGUUUCAAAGAAGUGUUGUGUUGUCCAUCAGCUGCUUUUUGACAUCAACAAACAACAAUACAAUCCAGAAUUUGAGAUGA
Molecule: messenger RNA, 1649 nt
Organism: Capsaspora owczarzaki ATCC 30864
Lineage: Eukaryota; Filasterea; Ministeriida; Capsasporidae
Exons: 2
Coding region: 24-1547 (507 amino acids)
Biological process (GO): base-excision repair, AP site formation; DNA repair
Cellular component (GO): nucleus
Molecular function (GO): 8-oxo-7,8-dihydroguanine DNA N-glycosylase activity
Source: RefSeq, a predicted model, not a curated record